AUGAGUUCUCAGUUUGAGGCAUCUCCAACGUUCUCGAUUGAGAGUGACCGCCUUCAUAUCUCCUACUUUUUACCCGACUCCCCCGAGCACUGUCUUUUCCUAGUCGAAUUAUGGAACAGUAAGGAGUUCAUGAGGACUUGCGGUCGUACCGGUAUCGAUACAGCAGAGAAGGCCUCUGACUUCCUUCGCAACCGCGUUCAUGCUGACUACGCCCGAAACAAUUAUGGCAUGUUUCUGGUUUCACUGAAGCCACAUGAGAACGCGUCUUUAGCCGAAUGCACCCCCAUUGGCUCCGUAUCAUUGAUGAGAGGCGAGCCACCGAACGCUUACCUGGCACCCGACAUUGGAUAUGCAUUUCUGCCCACGGAAACUGGGAAGGGAUAUGCAACCGAAGCCGCACUUGCAUUGAUGGGGUAUGCGAAGAGGGAACUUGGGGUCGACUCAGUAUUUGGAUUCUGUGGCAAAGAUGAUACCCACAGUGCCAGGGUGUUAGCGAAGAUUGGGCUCGAGUUUCGAGGACAAAAAAAACUGAAGGUUUUCGGCGGGAGGGAAAGUGCUGUUUGGGCGCUUCCUACAAUGAGCCAGGAUCUGAGUGUGUACGGCUUAGACAACUGA
Molecule: messenger RNA, 615 nt
Organism: Penicillium digitatum Pd1
Lineage: Eukaryota; Fungi; Ascomycota; Eurotiomycetes; Eurotiales; Aspergillaceae
Product: GNAT family N-acetyltransferase
Molecular function (GO): acyltransferase activity, transferring groups other than amino-acyl groups
Source: RefSeq, a predicted model, not a curated record